This is a messenger RNA of Gossypium arboreum, 1601 nucleotides long. RefSeq lists its product as uncharacterized. NCBI's taxonomy places the organism in Eukaryota, Viridiplantae, Streptophyta, Magnoliopsida, Malvales, Malvaceae. The record is from RefSeq and is a predicted model, not a curated record. The transcript has a single exon. The coding region runs from base 389 to 1318 and encodes 309 amino acids.
AAAAAAAAAACAAAAGAAAAUAUAUAUUUAUGUGUUAUAUUACAAUGGAUUCACCCAUCCGUGCAAAAUAAUUUUUUAAUAAGAAAAAAAAGAAGCAAAAGCAGAGAGAAAAACAAACAAGGAAGGUGACCACAGACGAGACCACUAUAUCUUCUUCAGUUUGUUAGCAGACCCAAAGACGGACAGCCAGCCAUCCCCAGACCUCUUACACGCAAAACCACAUGCUUUUAGAGGAAGACAAACAGCCAAAGUACAAAUCUUUUCAAUCUCCUAACUCAAAAAGAAAAAAAAAGCUUGUUACGAAAGCAAAGCGAAAGCCAAAUCUACAAAUACUCGUGAUAAAAAGAGUAGAAAAAGAAAAAAAAAGUGUUCUUGUUUGGGAGGGAAAAUGAAGCUAUCGUCGAAACCCAUGUCGAGUCCGGGUCGUGCUGAGAAGUAUCCGCCACCAUUGAUGCGGUUUUUGAGAAGCAAUGUCGGGAGUAGAAGCAGGGGAAGGUCACGUACAAGCCCAAUGUUCGUUAGGAAAAAGAAUACCGCCAUUGAAACCCAAGAGCCUUCUUCGCCUAAAGUUACUUGCAUGGGUCAGGUUCGUGUCAGACGCUCCAAACAAACCGCUUCCAAAUCCAGUCGACCCGGACUCCCGACUCGCCGCCGUAGCCGCUGUAAAUGGAUCAGAAACGCUCUGUUUUUUCAUCAUCUCCCUGGGAAAGUCAAGGCCAAGCCUGGUUUUCGAUGCUCUUGGAAGAAAUUGGGGGCGUUUUUCCAUAUGGGGUGUUGUAGAAAACCACAGAAUGGGGAAGAUUCAUCGAAAUUUGGGAUCAAAACUGGAGAUUCCGUACCAGAAGAAGAAGAAGAAAAGAGUGAAGAAAAUGAGAAGGAAGCUAAGAUUUUCGCAUCUUCUUCCUGUUCAUCGCCACCCAAAAAUGCAUUGCUUUUAACACGUUGUCGAUCUGCUCCGUACAGAUCUUCUUCUUUAGCUUGUAGGUUUUGGGGAUCGCCAUUAGCUAACCAAGACAAAAACGAAGAAGAAACAGAGAAAACAAAGCUAGAAAACAGAGGAUUCAAAGAAGAAGAAGAGAAUCCCAGUUUGAAAAAAGUGUCCCUUUGCAGAAACUCGGAGCAGGGAACCCAAAUGGAUUCAGAAAAUCUGGGAUUUUGCAAGGGUAUUGAAGAGGAAAAAGUGGAGUUGAAAACAGAGCACGUUGGGGAUGUACGGCCUCUAAUCCUCACAAGGUGUAAAUCGGAACCGGCGAGAACAGCCGAAAGACUCAAUCCUGAGAUGAAUUUCUGGAAGAAAAGAAAAUUGGGUUUCACGUGAUUCAUCUAACUUUAUUUUUCUUCAAUUAAUUUUCUGAAUAUUUUUGCUUUUAUUUUCUUUUCUAGGAAGAAGCUGUAAUUUAAAUUUUUUCCCCCUAUACAUGAGUGUUGUAUUAAGACAUCAUCUAGAGCCGUAAGAGAGAAUCUCUACAGCUCUUAGGUAAUACAUAAAAAAAGGUGGUUUUUUGGGGGGGACAUUUCAAAGAAGAAAGGCUUCGUCAAUAGUAUACUGGAAUUUGAAAUCAAAUGAUAAAAUUUCUUUUCAAUGCACUUACAGAGAUCAA